This is a messenger RNA of Branchiostoma floridae (Florida lancelet), 11032 nucleotides long. Its product is annotated as cilia- and flagella-associated protein 47-like. The record is from RefSeq and is a predicted model, not a curated record. The transcript is spliced from 64 exons. Gene Ontology annotation, molecular function: protein binding. NCBI's taxonomy places the organism in Eukaryota, Metazoa, Chordata, Leptocardii, Amphioxiformes, Branchiostomatidae. The coding region runs from base 99 to 10112 and encodes 3337 amino acids.
UCGUGGCGUUGGAGAACGCCUGGCAACUGUUUCCAAACAACAUGGCGGUCGGGGACUGAAUUAAAUCAACUCUGCAGGAACUUUUCAAACGUUUUACCAUGGAAGGAGACGUGGCCGGGGUCAGAAUCAACCCUCCCGUGGUGGAAUUCAUAGACAUCGUUCCAAACGAACAAUACAAAUGUACCCUGACCGUCCAGAAUAUCAGCAGAGCGAGCAAAAUUAUCAAGUUCCACGCGCCUUCAACCAGCGAGUUCAAGUUGAAGGUCCGUAACCCAGACCGUCCCGUUGCAUCCGGUCUGGAGGUUGUUGCGACCGUGGACUUCCAGACAGACAAGAAUGAUGACUGUAAAGACAGGAUCAUCCUAUUGGUGGACGAAGAUGUGGUGGAGAUACCACUCUAUGCCUUCACCCCCAGUCCUAUCAUGGUUCUUCACGGUCCCGUGGACUACGGCAUGGUUGUUGCGGACAGUCGGAUCCUGAGGCGCGAGACCGUGGUAGAGAACCAUGGCUCCAUGCCGGGGGAGUUCAAGAUCAAGUACAGCGGUUCCCUGCCCAUCACCAUCGCACCUGUGUCAGGGACGGUCGAGCCAAGGUCAUACCAGAUCAUCAGGAUUGAAUUUGCAACCAAAGAUCCUGGAACAUUUGAAGAAGAGGUUGAAGUGCGGCUGGAAGGUCAGGACCCACGCACACUCGUCAUCAAGGGGUGUGUGGUGGAACAGAAACUGCACCUACACAACAAGGACAACGAGCCUUUAGACUGUGUGAAGUUCGGCUCCACCUUCUACGGGACAGACUGUAUUGAAACAGGCUAUCUGUACAACGAGGGGCCAAAAGAGAUCAGCUUUGUGGCCAUACUGGAUGAAGGAGGGGUAGGAGAAGAGGCUCCACCAUGGAUGAGGGUCAUGGUUAAAGAGGGAGUUGACCUGACGAAGAGCACAGCCGCCACCCUAGCGAUAGCGGACAAAGAGCGCGCCCGCGGCAGCUGCAACCCGCUGACCUCGCUCGUCACAGCGAUCCCAAACCAAGGUGUCGUUGGUCCAUACCAGCGGGUGCCGAUCCAUUUCCGGUUUGCGCCUCGCUUCAGCUCAGCCGAGAUUGGCUGGAAAGGACUGACGAAGUCUCCGCCGCGCCAGGACUACGCGUUGUACAUGAGGUUCGAGAUGAUUGGCAGUCGAGAGGGCAUGGUCACCAGGGACUUUCUGAAUGGGAGCGCCAGAAAUGGAGUCACAGGCGUUGAAGUCGCCAUAACUGCAACAGCUCUCCCCAUACUGGUCAACCUUUCCCCGCACAACGCGCUGGACUUCCACGAGUGUCCGGUAGGGGAACACGUGGACGCGCUGUGCACGCUGCGGAACGAGUCCACCAUGUUACCGCUGACAUACAAGUUCAGGAAGAUUGCUCACUUCAGCAGCACGCCUUACAAGGGCAAGAUUGGGCCAGGAGAAGGACAGGACAUUGUCUUCUCCUUUGGUCCAAAACAAGUCGGCAACCUCAGGAGCAACAUGGUCAUGGACAUCGUCGGUUUCCGUGCCAACGAGGACGACCCCGCCCGCUUGAUAAAGCAGGCCAUCCACUCCUUCCCUGUGGAGCUGAACGGGAUUGGUCAGCCUCUGGUCAAGAAGAGAGACCCCAGGUUCAACCCAGGUAUAACGCCCCUUGUGGUAGGAGAGACUGGACAGUUUGUGGACGUGACGUUCUCAGACACGAAGCCGUACACGCCGCGUGCCGCAGUGCUGAACUCCACGAAGACCUCCAUCCACACGCCCAAGACUCUGACCGGGUCACGCGAGGACAGGAACGCCCUGGUGGCCUAUCCCAACGACAGGGCAGGCAGCAUCAGGCCCAGUGAUAGGAGGGAGAAAUACAGGACCAUCUUCACCAAAGCGGAGCGCCACACCUUUGUGGACCCAGACUAUGCCUACACUGAGGAGGAGGAGCAGAAGAAACAUGAGCACAAGCAGAAGUACAUCGGCUUCCUCAGGGAACAGCGGACAAACAGGGAGAAGAUGAAAAUGGAGAGAGAGUUUGUGGAACUGAACAACAAAGUAGACAUGGGGAUGAAACCAGCAUCAGGCCUCCGACCUCCCAAGGUCAAAGACAAGGACACUAUAACUGCCGGCGAGCCCGGCCCGCUCCCCAAUGAGAAGACUCGUCUCCUGAGCACGAGGGAACUGCGGGAAGCGGAAAGGACGGCCACGGUACGGCCGGUCAGCGAAGGACUGAAUGCCGUCCCGACCACGCCACAGGAAAAGUCUGACUGUAAGAAGAAACUGACACCACAGGAGCUGCAUCAGGUCGUCAUUGGACCUCCUACCAUAGAGUUCGGGGAAGUGUGCCUGCGGUCCACCAGUGUGAAGGAACUGAACAUCAUGAACAACCUGAACCAGCACAUCAGGGUAGUGGUGGAUAUUGACUGUACAGAGCUGCGCCAGACCAGCCCCCUGUCCCAGGUGGUCCCGCCCUGUGCCAAGGCUCAGCUGCCUCUCAUCUUUGAAUCCCACCAUAAAGGCAGGUUUCAAAGGUCUGUGAUGUACACAGUGAACGGGCACCACACCCACCAUGUACUAGUGAUGGCUGAGGUUGUGCCUGUUGCACUAGAGCUGUCCACUCAGGAGCUGAUAGUCAAACCUUUCUCUGGGAUGCCUGCUGAUGCUGGUCUGAGGGGAACUGUCACACUACACAACAAGAGAAACUACCCUGCAGAGUUCCAGUGGCAUCCCAUCCUGGGGGAGAGAGGCAUGGCUUUCUCUAUCAGACCUGCUUCAGGAACUGUUGAUGCUUUUAAAGACCUGGCCUGUGAGGUGGUGUUCCACCCCUCCUACCUAGCACCCGAGGAGGGAGAGUUCAACCUGCUGGUCAACGGGGGUGGGACGGAACAUCUCAAGUGUUCUGCAAAGUUGGGACAGACUGCGGUACAGUUUGUAGAGCGGCGGAUCCUGUUUGGCUCGGUGCCCAUCAACAUGACGACGACUCGUACAGCUCUGUUGCACAACACUAGCCAGCAUCACGCCUACUACCAGGUCGUUGACCCGAACCCCUUCCCCGGCCUGACUGUGUCUCCCAUCCAUGGAGCAGUGCCUGUAGGAGGCUAUGCUGAACUCAAGAUUGAGCUGACUCCAAACGCAGUGAUCAAGUUUGACACGAGGAUCCAGGUAGCGAUACGCGGCUGGAAGACCGUGGAGCUGCGGAUGGGAGGCAAGGUGGAUCCGCCGUGUGUCGACAUCGACAUGAAAGAGUUCAAGUUGGGAGGAGUGUUCUGUGGAUCCCAGUUCACCAUCCCGUUUGUGCUGGGCAACCUGACCAGGACCAAGACUAAGGCUGAGUUUGACCUGACCAGAUAUAUGGACUUCAGGAUCAACUUCCUCAAGCAAGACUUGGAGAUUGACCCGAUCGACCCCCUAACACCAGGGAUGUACCGUAUCAUGCUGGAGGGGGAGGAGAUAGUGCCGUGUGAGCUUGUGUUCAGCCCUACUGAGGUUGCCUCAUAUGACUUCCUGAUGCCAGUACACAUCAACGCCAUGGAUGCACCCAGCCCCACCCCCAGCUCCUUCCCCCCCACCCCUGCCCCCUCCGUCCAACACAUCAUCCCACCCCGCAUCAUCGAGGUUUCCAUAGCGACACCUCGCAGGCGUAUCCUAGCAACAGCCUUGAGGCAGCCACUACAAGUGUCAAACUUGAACCUGGAGUUUUACCUGCCACCUGGGUUCAUGGAGCUGGGGAUAGCUUCUGAUGUGGGACAGAGAGGGUCCAACAGUGCUGCUUCCCAGGUCCAGAACCUAGAUCAGUACACAGUCCUAGUGAACAACAGCCCCUCUCCCAUCACCUGGGGCCUGGAUCUGGAAGCCUGUAAGUCGGAGGCCCUAGAAGAGGGGACCUUCAAGUUCCUGGGGCCGGGAGGAGUACCCUUUGUGAACUACCGGGAGAAAGGGAUAGAGGGCACUCUUCAGCCUGGAGAGACAUAUGAGCUGGGGGUGCUGUUCUGUCCAAACUGCCCUGGCCAGUUCUAUGCCAAGGUCCCCAUUAUCCUAAAUGGCAAGCGGGAGCUCCCUUACCAGUACCUGCAGGUCAGGGGUAACAUGAGGUCACCCAAAGUGACCUUUGACCCCUUACAGGUGGUGCUGAUGCCAGUACCCCUGGCUACAGAAGUGUCAGCAGAGUUCAGCAUUGUAGCGUCGGCCUACACCAAGCCCUCCUCCAUCAAAGUGGAAAUCCCUGACAUUGAGUUGGACGACGGGAGUAUAGCGUCUGUUCUGAAGGUCGACUUCCCAAAAGGACAGAACAUCCAGCCGUGUUCGCAGGACGCGGGGCAGGAGGAACCGUUCAUCUUCCCGUGUGUCGUGACCUUCGCCUCCCCGCGACCGGUCUCCUUCAGCCAGCCAAUCACAUUUGUGGAUGAUGAAGGGAGAAGCUUCACCUUCCACGUGAGCGCUACCGCAGACAACUGCGUGCUGAGUAACUACCCGUUCCUCGCCAAGCAUCGUACCGACCACCACAUCAUACGCAAUGAGGAGGAGACAAGGGAAAUUGUAGUACGUGAGGGGACCGGUGCUCUAGGUGAGGCCGUGAUCAUCCCGACAGCCUCCCCGCGCCGCCCCUCCACCCACGGCAGCACCACAGGCACGAGCACCGCGUUUGGCAUGAGCAGCUCCAGCUACGAGGACACGUCCAAUAGUGUAACAGGUGACACCUAUCCCAGCAGCCCUAGGGAAGGCGCGGUGCCCCAGCUGCCAGCCGCUGACUCAGAGAUCCAGCAGGAGCGACAGGAGGCGGCGUCACGCUCGCUGGGGUCGGCAGCGUUUCCCGAGGAGGACUCGGAGGAAGGGAUCUUCCACGGGGAGGUGGCGCUGUCUGCACAGCGCUGGUUCUCCAUGCAUGGCUGGCCAGGAGGACCCUUCCCCAUCACUAUACCACAGUCUCUUAGGAAGGGUGUAAGCAGGAUGCACACAGACCCAGACGAGCGCAGCAAGGUGACGUCCCGCGGCGGCAGCUGGGACGCCUCCAGUCUGAAGAAGGAGAUCAAGACUGUGUACGACAUGAUCACCCACCUGAGCGGCCGCCCGGUCCCCGGGAUCCCCAUUAACCAACCCCUGCCUGUGGACCCUACAGAACGGGUUCUACAGCUACACUGGCAACAUGCUACACUCCUCACUUUCAUCAAGAGCCAGGGCGGUUGUGUUGCGGCCAUCCGUCCUGAGUACCUGAUGGAACCUGAGGAUUUCCGCUGGUGGGUGAAGGUGCAGGCCAGGAACAGGGUGAAGGAGGAGAGGAGGAGCAGGGAGAUGGCAGCCGCUGCAGGGAUAGAACCUGAGUUAACGUUUGAAGAGGAGGCAGAGAGGCGUGAGCUGGAGGAGGUUCUGUUUGAGUCUGUGUCCAAGAAAGCCUGGAGUGACGUGCUGCUACAGCUGCUCAAGGUUCUUGUGCUGUCCAGAAUCACCCCCAGACAGUUCAAGAACAUCCCCCUCCCCAUCAAGGACAUCCCCCUCCCCACGGUGAACCCUGACCCACUGGCCAGUAACAUUUACGGUGUGGGGGAGAGAAUCCUGCUGGCAUGGCUCAACCACUACUACGAACACAUGAGGCACAAAGUCUGGGCUGACUGUGACAAAGGUGGCGUCCCUCCGUCUCGCUGGGUGGUGAAUUUUGACUUUGACCUGCUGGAUGGACUGGUCCUGGGAGCUGUACUGGCGGCACAUGUGCCCUUCCUGAUCAAGACCCAUCUGAACAGUAUGUACACCCACCCAUCCACCCCAGAGCAGUGCCUACACAAUGCACUCAAAAUCACCAGUGCCUUCAAGACCAUAGGACUGGACUAUGACAUACAGGCUAUUGACAUCACCGACCCCAACCCAGUAGCCAUGUUACUGCUGUGUGUUCACCUGUACCAGCGCCUGCCACACUAUCUACCCAAGGCUACUGUGGAAUUUGUGGGGUCCCUACAUGCCACAGUGCAGAAAGAGGUACGUCUGACCAACCCCAGCUCAAAGCCUUUGAUCUACCACCCAAUGAUUGCUGGCCGAGAUGCCCGUGACUUCAUCAUCCCCAAGGCGGAGGCCAUCUCCGUCCCGCCGCGUGGAACUCACAACCUUCCCGUGGAGUUCACCAGUCGCCUGCUGCGGCCUGCGGAGGCCGUGUUGGUCCUGGUGGGGCGCAGGGCGGGCGCUUCCGUCGGAUCCACCCUCGUGUUUAACCUCAGGACACUAGUGGACAACAUCACACCUAAGUCCUUCUCUAACAAACAGGGCAACAUCAAGAUCGAGUCGCCCUGCUACGAGCUCUACAGGUGCAAGCUGAACGUCACCAACCCGUUUGACGAGCCAGGAGAGUUCCGUAUCGUUCUCGUGGAAGCCCGCGAGCCCUUCCCUUCACCCAAGGCCAGGAAGUCGGCCUCUCAGAAGAGCAGCUCAGCAAAGUCAAUGAAGAAAGUCAAGUCCAAGAUUGAUCAUGGCCAGAAGAAGGUGGAUUCUCCUUCUCCUCCUCCUAAUGAUGAGAAGAUUGAAAUCACAGCAGCAGUGGAAAAAUCCACCACAGACAACACAGUCUUUGGGUCCUUCUUCAGCCCUAAGGCUUCUGUCCACCUGGAUGGGCGUGGCUCUGCGGAGGUGGAGAUCGAGUUUCUCCCGUUCCAGACCGGACAUCGCCAGUGUUCCGUCCUCUUCAUUAACGAGGAGGUGGGAGAGUUCCUGUACUCCAUCGAGGCGUCCGCAGUGCUGCCGCUGCCGUCAGUGUUACCGUGGGUCCCCAGUCCGCACAGUGUGAGGAUCAGCAGUGCAGCUGCUGCAGGCUGCAGACUCCUCCCCAAGAGAUGCAGUGCUCCUCUCCCAGGUAAGGGAAGAGGCCUGUUUGGAGGAGAUGAUCGAGUGAUCUACUGGAAGUGUGAGAACAACUCUGUCCUGAAGGAGAACCUGGUCAUCCCCAUCACAAACGCUGCCAGGGAGCGCUCACUUGUCAUCGCUGCACAGCAGAGGAUGUCCGAGUAUGAGCGCGAGAGGAGAAAGGUUGCUGGUACGUUGGCCAGUGGAACUGUGACAGCGGCCAUCGCGGCGAUGGGUCUACACGACCGCGUGGUGGAUCGUUCUCGACACAUCACCACCUCACACAUGCUCAUCGCCCCUCCAGAAGGCACCACAUUUAAUGUACAGGUCAGCUCCCCGCUGUUUGACGCCCCCAUUCAAGUGUUUGUCCCCUCACCGCUCAACAACCGGCCCAAACCGGCUUCAGAGGUGGCCAGGGAGGGACCCAGGAUGGAGAGAUCAGCAGCAGGAAUUGUUGGAAACCAGGGUGUAAUUUUAGACGACGGCACCAUCAACAUCCCGAUCAAGUUCCAGCCAAAGGGCGCAGGCCACUACCCCUGCCGCAUCGUCCUCUUCGCUCCUAACGACGUGCGAGUCUUCCAGCUGGAGGUUAUCGUGAACCCAGACGGCAGCACUGCUGAACUGGAGUUUGUCACACCUGCACACCAGUCUGUGUCACAGGAUAUUCCCAUUCACAACCCGACCCUCCAUGAUUGGGAGUUGAAGGCAGAGCUGGAAGGAGACGGGUUCUAUGGACCACCCCUGAUGCUGGCCCGGGCACAGCAGACAACUCUGUACCCCCUCAUGUUCAGGCCAGUCUUGGAAUGUCUGUCACUGGGAAGGUUGUUGCUAAGGAACCAUGAAGAUGGCACAGAGCACAUCUUUAACCUUAAGGGACUGGGACAGAAGCCUCUGGCUCUGGACCACAUAAUUGUGCCAUGCAGGGCAAGGGAAAGGGUGACCAAAGUGGUGCAGGUUCCCAACGUGUCCAACAGGAAGCUCAUCUACCAGGUAUCCUCCAGCCUGUCCUGCGUGUCGGGGCCACCCACGGUUACGGUGUUGCCGGGGCAGACCACGCCCUACAGGGUGUCAAUCACCCCCUGGCAGAGGGGAACCUUCAGUGGUGUCAUCACCUUUGUGGCAGGAGAUGCACAGAAACUACGGGAAGAGGACUCUAGUAGUGAUGAGGAUGAUGAACUGCCCACCUCCCCCGUCACGCCCAGCUCUCGAAUGUCAUCUUUUGCAGGAGAUACAGAUGGAGACUUCCCUGGUGGUUACCGGGUGUGGUACUCCCUGGAGAUCCAGGCCAGCCCACCUGAGCCAGAGAAGCGUCUCCAAAUCACCUGCUCAGCACAGCUGUUGGAUUUUGUGAGAGAAGGUGGCGUUCCAAAGUCUGCUGCCAUGAUGGAAGUUCCCAUCCAAAACCCCACGAACAAGGAGCUGACCCUGUCCGUCACGAUUGAGGGGGCGGGGCUUAGCGGGGAACCCAAGGUCACCCUGACCCCUGGGGAGGAGAAGUGGUACCAGCUGCUGUUUGCUCCGACCGUAGUGGGGAAAACCAGGGGAAGUUUGAUCUUCUAUGGUGAAACUGUGGGGGAGUUCUGGUAUGACCUCGACCUUGUAGCAAACACACCUGCACCAAAAGUCCUGCCGCAGAUGGAAUGUGAACUUGGAAGAUGGACUCGCCAGUUCAUCCGCCUGUACAACCCCACUGAUGAGCCCAUAGAGCUGGAGCCACAGAACAGUAACCCCAACAACUUCAGUCUGGAGGUGGACCCUGCCAAACCUAUAAUUCUGCAGCCCAGGUCCAGUCUCAUGGUGCCGCUGCAGUUCCUUCCUUCAGCACUAGGGAGCGCUAAUCACACAGCUGAGAUCACCUUCUGUAGUGAACAUUUGGGGGAUUGGGUGUACCUGGCAUCAGGUACCGGUAUCCUACCCCAGCCCCUGGACCCAGUCAUGGUCAGCGCGGAGUUCCAGUCCAACACCUCCCUCAUCAUCCCCUUCAGAAACCCAUUUGACGAACCUGUCAUUGUGGAUGUCAUUCUGACAGGUUAUGAGCAGGGGAAAGACCAAAAGCAGUUCCUCCACAAGAUCAGUGAAUCAGUCAUCAAGCAGUCCAUCACAACAGAGUCCGCCUUCUGUCUCCUCCUCAAACACCCUCACAACAUCCACCUGGCGCCCAGGGCGACCCUUGACCUCCCCCUGACCUUUGCCCCCAACCGUAUGGAGCUGCACGAGGCGGUGUGUGUGGUGUCCGUGAGGAGGGAGGACGGACAGAGCUGGAAGUUUGGGGCACAGGCCAUGAAGAUCGAGACACUGGACGGGGAAAGUGGAGAAAGGAGUGCGAGUAGGACCAGCAGCGGUGGUCUGCGUGACGUGCGCUGGAUUUACCCCAUUCACGGUGUCCCCGAGUCCCACCCUGUGAAGGACGCAGCGAGGGCGGCCACCGUGGAGUGUCAGGCCAGGAACAGGGUGGAGGAGAGGUUAGAGGUCACGCUGAUGGGCGCUGCUCCCAGCUCGGCUGGAGGGUAUCCCAACCCGAUGAAGACCAGGGCCAUCACUCCCAUAGAUGCACAACGACCAAGUACAGAUGGGGUCAUUGUUGGAGAGGGCAACACUGUGGCAGAAGAGUUCUCGUAUGAGAUAGAGUAUGACUCGGAGGAUGCGCAGAGCCUGCUGGAACACUCCCUGGGCCUGAGUCUGGUCAGGAAACAGCGAGACAGGGUCAGCGGGGUCGUGGUGCUCGUCUUUAACCUCAUCUUUGCUCCUGCAAAGCCUCUCAGACAUAAUGUGGAGUUGCUGGUGAGGUCUGCUACAGGAGGGGUGUGGAGAUUUCCCAUCAGGCUGUGUGCCACUGAGCCAACCCCUGAUGACAUCAUCACCAUCGAAUCUGUGGGUCUGAAUAAGGAGUCUGCUGUCGCCUUCAGGCUGACCAGCCAACAGAGUCAUCCUGUUGCCUUCCAUGCAUACUUUGUUGCGGGGAGUGAUCCUGAGUUCCAUGUGACUCCCCAGACCGGGGAGCUACUGCCGUUGGGAACAAACGGCACCCAGAUCGGCAUCUCCUUUACACCACGAAUCUACGGCAAGCAAUACAAUGCCAAACUGGUCAUACAGACCCAUGACAUGCAGUGGACCUACAACAUCCGCGGGAUGCCCCAGGUCUACAAACCACCCGUGGGGCGCUCCUCCAGCCCCAUCGCUGGCCCCCACCCCAAACCUACACUCUACGGGCCCAAACGUAACUUCCUGAAGGAGAACAUGCAACUGGUCACCACUGGAGUCUCCUCACCGAUCAAAGGGACGUCCAUUCUGCUUAAGUAGUCGUGAUCAACCCUAUCAACACUAUAAAACUAUAGUACAUUCUGGUCAAGGAAUUUCAACAUAGGAUAAAACUACUAUGCAACAGUGAAUAAUGUUUUGUUCCAUCCAGGUUUCAACUUAAAACUGAAAUAUCUUUCCGUCCGUAAGAAAGCCACAAAGUGAACUAAUUGAUGAAGUGUCAUAUUUCAAGCUGCUAUGUAUGAUUAUUAGGAAUACUUAUAUGGUGAUACCAUUUUCUGUUGAAAGUAUAAAACAUGUAAGUGCCUAAAUCCUGUAUACUUUGUACAUAGAGUAGGUGAAUAUUCUUACAAUAGCAGUGAAAUACCCAUGAACAAUUGCCAAAAUUAUCCAACUUGCUGCUGUGUACUUGAUUAUAGUUAUCAAAAACCAUCAGUCAUAGUUUCUCAAAAUCCCUAAUUAAGGAAUUCUACAGAAUUUUUUUCAAUGGGAAGGAGUUCAUGUUUCUCAUUGGAAGGGAUAAGGAAUACUAAACAGGAUUGCACCACAUUGCCAAACAAAUCUUGAGUGAAGAAAAAAUGUUUUAAUGUAAUGCAGUUUGUAAAUGUUCACUUUGAAUUUCAGAUGUAGCAAUACAUGUGUACAUGCAUACAAGAUUGUACAAGAAGCUUAGAAUAUGUGGUAAAAAUACAUGUAGAUACAAAUCCAAGAAAGUUAAGGGUAUAAACACAAAAUAGCCUGUAAAGUAGAGUAUGAGAAUGAUGACUAUGCAGAUAGGGGUUGUUGUUCAUUUAACAGGGAGAAUUCUCAAUUUUGUACAUGUGAAAGUUCGUGAAUGGUGUUAAUAUAGAGCUUUAAGAAUGGUUUACCUUCUGUAUAUACUGUGCGUUAAAGUCUGCACUUCCCGUGGAUUGGACAAGUCACUGUGCCUUAUUCAGAAUACAUUAUAUGGUUUUACAACA